This is a messenger RNA of Trametes versicolor FP-101664 SS1, 492 nucleotides long. RefSeq lists its product as uncharacterized. The record is from RefSeq and is a predicted model, not a curated record. NCBI's taxonomy places the organism in Eukaryota, Fungi, Basidiomycota, Agaricomycetes, Polyporales, Polyporaceae. The transcript is spliced from 2 exons. The annotation marks the transcript as partial.
AUGGACGGCGUGAACGGCCUCGUAGAGAGCCUGCCUCCGCUCGUGCGCGCGCUCGACGCCGUUGCACAAAUACACCCGUUCCUUGCCCUUGCCGUGGGCGCGUUCAAAGUGGUGGUCGAGCUCGAGGCGAAGCGCCGCGACAACGACAAGAAGAUCAACCUGCUGUUCCUGGAAAUGCGCAACAUGAUGGCUGCGCUUCUGCAACUGCAGGGCGUCCGCACGAACCACGUCGGCCGCGACGGGCUCAGCAUCGGCGCGCGCCUCGAUGACCUCAUCAAGAAGACGGCGAAGGACAUCAAGGAGUGCGCAAAUGCGUGCGACACGUACUCGCGCAAGCGGCUGCUCGUGAAGGUGCUCAAGGCGCCGAGCUGGGACGGGACGCUGAAGGAGUACAUCCAGCUGUUCAGCGACCGCAAGGGCGAGUUCAACUUCGCCAUCUCCAUCCACACGGGGCUCGGAGUCGACCGCGCGAACGACAAGCUGGACACGCUG